Trypanosoma grayi is the source of this 1800-nucleotide messenger RNA. Its product is annotated as protein kinase. The record is from RefSeq and is a predicted model, not a curated record. NCBI's taxonomy places the organism in Eukaryota, Euglenozoa, Kinetoplastea, Trypanosomatida, Trypanosomatidae. Gene Ontology annotation, molecular function: protein serine/threonine kinase activity; ATP binding. The coding region runs from base 1 to 1800 and encodes 599 amino acids. Gene Ontology annotation, biological process: intracellular signal transduction; protein phosphorylation. Gene Ontology annotation, cellular component: cytoplasm; nucleus. The transcript has a single exon.
AUGGAGAACUAUGAAGUUCUCAACAAGCUGGGGGAUGGGACAUUCGGAUGUGUCGUGAAGGCAUUGCAUAAGAAGACGGGGCAACUUGUCGCAAUAAAGAAGAUGAAGCAGAAGUACUACACUUGGGACGAGUGCAUGAAGCUCCCUGAAGUGGUCGUGGUGCGCCGCAUCCAUGGACAUCCGAACAUCGUCAAGAUGCGGGAGGUGAUUCGCGAAAACAAUGAGCUGUUUUUUGUACUCGAAUAUAUGGACGGGGAUCUUCUGGGCGUGAUACGAAAGGCAAAACAGAUGCAGAACGCCGCCCUGGCUGCCACGAGUCCACCUCUCGGGUAUCCAAAGAUAAAAAGCUAUAUAUUUCAAAUUCUUCAAUCACUGGCUUACCUCCACCGCCGUGGGUACUUCCACCGGGAUAUAAAGCCAGAGAAUUUGCUUAUAAGGAAGGACCCUACUUCCGCGCUACAGGAGGUGGUAAAGCUCGCUGAUUUUGGUCUGGCGAAGGAGAUCCGGGCACGCCCCCCAUUUACGGACUACGUCUCCACGCGUUGGUACCGUUCCCCUGAGUUGUUGUUACAAGACCGGGCUUACAGCACCCCCGUUGAUAUUUGGGCUGCUGGCUGUAUAUUAGCAGAGUUGAUUACCACUCGUCCACUGUUUGCGGGCAGCAAUGAGGUAGAUCAGCUACACAAAAUAAUGAGUGUUCUAGGCUCACCGAACGAGCAGAUCUGGCCCGAGGGCGUGAUCCUCGCCAAAAAGAUUCGGUAUUCAUUCCCUGCGAUCAAGGGAAUAAGGCUGGAGCGUGUCCUCCCAACACACAUACCUCCGCAAGCGCUUGACUUGAUGAAGCAGAUGCUCACCUACGACCCAAAGAAACGCCCCACGGCCCAGCAGUGCCUUCAGCACCCUUACUUCAACGUUGGUGUCGACGAAGGCAAUUAUGCACCCCCAAAUAUGGCACAGCAACUAGCGAACGCAGUUAAAAGGUAUGCUCCUAGUCCUCAGAGUGCACCACCUGGCAACGUGCUUUUGUCUGGUGCCCCCAACACCAACCGCUCACCAGUGGGUGUCACAACAGCUCUUUCAAAGCCAACGGGUGCGGGAAGCGGCCCGCCAGUGUCACCACAGCAAACCUUCGGCGCCCCUGUUGUUAAAAAGACAAGCACCCUGGCUGAAGACAAAGCCCAGCUUCCGCCAAUAAAGAAGCUUUCACCAACGUUUGGAUCGGAGUCUUUUGCGAAGGCAAAUAGCGUCCCGGUGAAGCCUCCCCUUCCUGCCAUGGACAAUGUAGCAAACAAGGCGUCAAACGGUAAAAAUGACGAUGAUGUUGACUUGGAUGGUCUCAUGAACGAGUUUGCCGGUGAACUCCAAUCGUUGGGUCUCCUACCACAGCAAAAACAGAAAACCUCACUUUCUGUUGCUGGCGAUACGUUGAAGGGCAAUGGAUCCAUUCAAGAUGCAAAGUAUGGGAAUCCAACAAAGGCGCUGGAUACAGCGAAUGAUUCAUUGACGGAUAAGGAUCUUGUUGCGUCACUUCUUAGUUCUACGCGGUACAAGAAAUCUUCCUUCCAGGGCAGGGAAGGUGGUGGAGCUGGAGCUGGUGGUGUUGGUGGUGUUGUUGGUGUUGGAAUUGUUGGUGGCGGCGGUGGUGGUGGGUUGCAUCCACCGGGGAAAGCCCCUCCGCAGGUUCGGGAACCUUCUUCGAUCCAGGCUCCGACGGUGGGUGGCGGGCACCAUGCGGUGUCGCCGUCCAUCAAGGCAUUACUUGCAAAGCAUAGAGAAGGGGGGCUCUUUUCCAUGAAGUAG